AUGGAAAUCCCAAGCUCAGAUGAUGAGAACGCAGAAUUUCGAUUUGACGUAGGCGGUGGCAUCGAGCAGGAGGAAGAGUGUGUCACCUUGGUCGACCAUCCGAGCGGCGAUUUCGUGGGUGAUUGCAAUAAUCCCCAUAACCUGACUGUUCGCGAUCUGUUUCGCCCAAGGGUACUACCAAAUGAAUGCGUGAUAACAAGAAGGGGAUGUUACGCAACCUCUUGUAAAGCAGCUCUUAUCAUCACUAUGGUAAUAUUCCUGUUUGUAGUGUCGCUCAUUUCUUUCGCCGUGUGGAGCGAUCACCACCAAACUUCCGCGUUGCCAGCUCUUCCACAUCCACCCAAUGUGAAACACUUCGACGGCCGCCUGCCAAUGGAGGUCAAACCAGUUAACUAUAAAAUUCAACUGACGCCUUACUUGGAUGAAGACGAUGGUAGUAAACGUUUUCAAUUUGACGGGGAAGUGACAAUUUUAUUACACUGUCUACAAGCCACGAACACAAUCACCCUCCAUUCCCUAAAUCUGGCCAUCGAUGUCGGGGCCAUCCGAUGUUCUAGUACUAAUAAAACGGACGGACCAAUUUCAGUAGUUACAACAAAAACAGUCGUUGAAUAUGAUUUCUUUAUAAUUGUGUUGGACCAGGCAUUAACAGUUGGUCACCAGUACUCAAUUAAUCUGAAUUAUUUUGCGAAGUUCACUGUUAAAACUCACAAAGAAACCUUUGGAUUCUACCGUAGUUCUUACGUAACAAAUGGUGAGACGAGACAUAUCGCCAGCACACAACUUGAAUACACUGAUGCCCGUAGAGUGUUCCCUUGCUUUGAUGAACCUGCGCUGAAAGCUACGUUUGAUAUUGCGGUCAAACACAGGAUACGUAGAUCUACCGUGUUGUCUAAUAUGCCGAAUAUCCGAAAUGAAACCAUUGGUGACUGGAAUACAGCAUAUUUCAACACUACGCCCGUCAUGUCGAAUUAUCUCAUUGCUGUAGUGGUCACUGACUUUGAGUGCAAAGAAACUAUUACUCCAAAUGGUGUCAAGUUCCGUGUGUGUGCAGAUGAACAAGAUUUAGAUGCUAUGGAGUUUGCGUUAAAUUUUGGUAGUCGAUGUCUAUCAUACUUCGAGGAGUUCUGGGGAGUUCUAUUUCCUCUACCCAAGUUAGAUAUGAUCUCCCUGCCAUCGUUAAGUGCUCGGGGCAUGGAAAACUGGGGCUUGAUCACUUAUCAAGAUUAUCUAGUUUUAUACGACAGUAGCGUACAUUCCCCAUCUCAGUUACAAACUAGCGCACAUGUGAUUUCACAUGAACUAGUUCACAUGUGGUUCGGUGAUUUUGUUGCUCCGAGCUGGUGGGACGAAUUAUGGUUAUCGGAAGGUUUUGCAAGAUUUUACCAAAACAUAGGUGUGAAUCAUAUAUAUCCACAAUGGCAAAACUAUGAGCAGUUUUAUCAAGAAAUAGUGACAUUCAAAGCUUUUGGUAGUGACAGCAGUCUGGAUUCGCCUCCCACAGUCAGACCAGUCGGAUGGAAGAAUGAAAUUGAUGAACUGUUUGGUGUAUCAAUUUAUGAACGGGCUGCUUCACUGAUCAGAAUGAUAGAAUCUUUCUUAGACAAGGAUGUCUUUCAUAGUGGAAUCAUGGAAUAUUUGAAAGAUAACUUGUACAAUAACACUGAAAUGGAUGAUUUGUGGAUACACUUGUCAAAACAGGCAAAUGCUGGAAACAGUGAAGGACAUAUUAACUUGAAGAUGAUAAUGGAUCCUUGGUUCCGACAAGUUGGAUAUCCUAUUGUCAUGGCAACUAGGGAAAAUAAUGCAGUUACAGUUCAACAAAAGAGAUUUUUGCUAAAUCCUCACGAAAAAGCAACAAUGCCUGGAAAGUACCCAGAAUUAGGACCUUGGUCUAUACCAUUAACAUACAUUCAUUCUGCUUGGUCUGAAAUCAGCAGUCUACAAUGGACAUGGUUUUCACAGUCAACCAAAACAUUUGAUUUAACUGGGAUCAGUAAAACUGAUUGGUUUUUACUCAACGUCAAUCAAACGGGCUACUACCGAGUUAACUAUGAUGCUGACAAUUGGCGUAAACUGAUCGAACAAUUGAACAUGGAUCACACCACUAUAUCAAUACAGAACAGGGCCGCUUUAGUGGAUGAUGUACUCAAUAUAGCUCAAUCUCAAGAUAUCAGUGUCAACACAUCGUUGCAGCUUUUGGAGUACUUGACGAUUGAAAUGGACUAUGCGCCAUGGCAAGCCGCAGAGUCUGCCAUUAAGUACAUAGAUAAUAUGCUGAAACGAACAGAAGCAUACCAAGACUUCAGGCGUAUGAUGACAGAUGUGAUAAAACCAAUGUAUAGCAGACUAGGAUGGAGCCUGACAACUCAGAACAUUGUACAGUUCCAUAAUGCAGCAUUGGCCACCAGAUUUGCUUGUUACUAUGGCAACAGUGAAUGUAUUUUGGAAGCCCAGAAGAAGUUUUCUGAAUGGUUGAAUGAUAGGAAAACAAACUUUUUAAUUGCAGAUGUUCGUCAAACUGUGCUAUGCCAUGGUUUGAUGUAUGGUAACAGUGGUGAGGAUUGGGAGACGGUGUUUUCACUAUUGGUGAACGCCACUGAUGGACCAUACUCUGAUGACUUGAAAUAUGGUUUAGCAUGCAGUGGGUUGCCAUGGAAAUUACAGAGUUAUAUGGCAAAAUACAUGCAGAGUGAAGACCUUGUUGAUGUCGUCAAUGACGUUAGGGACGCUUCUAUCCUGGGUUACUACUUAGCCUGGGAUUACGUAGUGUCAAACUUUGAUGAAAUGAAAUCAAGCAUUGGUGAAGACAAUGCAUAUGGAAUAAUAUGGUCAUUUGCUGAUAGUAUGAACACUCAGGCUGAUAGAGAAAAGUAUGAAGAUUUUGGUAACAGAUACCAUGACAUGUCCAAUGACCAUGCUAUUCAGUUCUAUAAGGGAUUACAACAAAUAAACACUAACAUUGAGUGGAUGGCGAAGAAUUAUGACGAUGUUGUCAUGUAUCUCAAAGAUAGAACAUGAAACGUCUUCUCCCC
Messenger RNA from Saccoglossus kowalevskii, 3035 nucleotides. Its product is annotated as aminopeptidase N-like. Gene Ontology annotation, cellular component: cytoplasm; membrane. Gene Ontology annotation, biological process: peptide catabolic process; proteolysis. Lineage: Eukaryota; Metazoa; Hemichordata; Enteropneusta; Harrimaniidae. The record is from RefSeq and is a predicted model, not a curated record. Gene Ontology annotation, molecular function: peptide binding; metalloaminopeptidase activity; zinc ion binding.